AUGUCGAACUCUGCCGCUCCUCUUAUCGUCCACCACCUCAACCACUCGCGCUCGGCGCGCAUUCUCUGGCUUCUGGAAGAGCUGGAAGUGCCGUAUGAGAUCAAGUUCUACAAGCGCGGGGCCGACAAGCGCGCACCGAAGGAGCUCCGGGACAUCCACCCGCUCGGGAAGUCACCUGUUAUCACCCACGGCGAUGUGACCGUUGCAGAGAGCGGCGCAAUCAUUGAGUAUAUCAUCCGCAAGUUUGGUAACGGCAAGUGCCGCCCUCCGGCUUCGGGCGAGGUCGACGACUUGUACUUCUCCCACUAUGCAGAAGGAUCGCUCAUGCCACUCGUGGUGAACAAGUUCAUCUAUAGCCUUGUACCUGGACAGGUGCCUUUCUAUAUCCGACCCCUCGUCAGCAUGGUCACUGGCCUGCUCGACGCUCAACUUUGCAACCCGGGCCUGAGGAAUCACAUUAAGCUCAUCGAAGGCCACCUUGCGAAGAAGGGUGAUUGGUUCGCCGGCGGAGAAGGACCCACGUCCGCUGACUUCGUGAUGUGCUAUGGCGUUGAGGGCCUCGCGAGCUUCUUCCCUGACGAGGUUGGACCCAACACCAAAGCAUGGAUCGAGCGAGUGCAUAAUCGCCCCGCGUACAAGCGGGCUCUCGAGAAGGGCGGUCCAGACUCAGACGGACACCCAGAGUGA
Peniophora sp. CBMAI 1063 is the source of this 687-nucleotide messenger RNA. The record is from the annotation of a GenBank genome assembly. Lineage: Eukaryota; Fungi; Basidiomycota; Agaricomycetes; Russulales; Peniophoraceae.